CAACUUUCCGAUACUUUUGAUUAUUAUGAUGGACUUGUUGGGCGCCUUUUGAUCUGCUCAGAGCAAAGAUGGAGAACAAUACCAUCAAAUAAUUGGAUUUAUGAAAAUUCUGACACAGCCUGCUUUGAGCUAGGUUUUGAUUGGGGAAGCAUGUUUUACCGAUGGGAUGAUGAACAAUAUACACCUGUUGAAUGGAGUGGAAUUCCCAGAUAUUCUAAGUUUUCAAGUGCACAGAAAAUAAAGAGAUGCUUAUUAAUUCAAUGUGAUAGUUUU
Molecule: messenger RNA, 273 nt
Organism: Geodia barretti
Lineage: Eukaryota; Metazoa; Porifera; Demospongiae; Tetractinellida; Geodiidae
Source: the annotation of a GenBank genome assembly